This is a messenger RNA of Anolis sagrei ordinatus, 1280 nucleotides long. The record is from RefSeq and is a predicted model, not a curated record. Lineage: Eukaryota; Metazoa; Chordata; Lepidosauria; Squamata; Anolidae.
AAUAAUAUCUCAGUAAUGAUAACAAUAUUUAAUAAAAUCAAACAAAUCAAGAGAAUCCAUCACAAUGGCAUACUAACUCUGGUUGUUUUUCAGACCAAACUGAAUGAAGACUUCACUGUUCGUGCCUCAGGGCAAGGAAAAGCAACAAUGACUGUUGUGACACUAUAUAAUGCACAAAUGAAAGCCGACCCAGCUCAAUGCAAGAAUUUCACUCUUGAUGUCACGGUUAAAACCCUCAGGCUGAGUAAAAAGGAGCUAAAGGGAUCCCUACAAGUUGUCGAGAUCAGAAUCUGUACCAGAUAUCUUGGUAAAGUUGAUGCCGCCAUGUCCAUCAUUGAUGUCUCCAUGCUCACUGGUUUUGCACCUGACAUUAAUGACCUUAACAGACUUUCUAGAGGAGUUGACAGAUUUAUCGCCAAUUUUGAAAUUGACAAAGGCUACUCUGACAGGGGGAAUCUUAUCAUUUACUUGGACAAGGUCUCUCACUUAACUGAUGAAUGUGUGCAGUUUAAAGCUCAUCAGUUUUUUGAAGUCGGUCUCAUUCAGCCAGCAUCCGUGAAGGUGUACAGCUAUUAUAAUCUAGAUGAGCAGUGCAUCAAGUUCUACCAUCUUCCCAAAGAAAGUGGUCUCUUUAGUAAGAUAUGCCAUGGUGAUAUUUGCCGAUGUGCAGAAGAAAGCUGCUCUUUGCUCAACAAUAUAGAAACAGAUGUCAAUCUGCUGCGACGAGGUCAACUGGCCUGCCAACCAGGCGUGGAUUAUGUAUACAAAGCCAAGCUGAUUCGAAUAGAAGACGAAAGUGGUUAUGACAACUACUUCAUGCAAGUUCUGGAAAAGAUUAAAGAAGGAAGUGAUCCAAAUCCAGAAGCCAGUCCUCGCAGGUUUAUCAGCAAGAUGAAAUGCAGGGAAACUUUGAAUCUGAAGGUGAACAAUGACUAUCUGAUCUGGGGUGUCGGCAGUGAUCUGUGGCCCACAACGAAUAAUAUCUACUACCUCAUAACCAAAGAUACCUGGAUUGAGAGGUGGCCAAGUGAGGAUGAAUGCCAAGAUGAAGAAUUUCAGACACUCUGCAAUGACUUUGACCAGUUGUCAUUUUCAUUAACAAUUAUGGGCUGCCAGGCCUAGCUGGAGUUGCCUGCUGUAUGUUAUUCAUGGAAGGCUAGUUUUUGAGUUAUUGCUCAGAAGUCAAUUCCCUCCUGAAGUUUUAAUGUUCCCCCCUUUUUGCUCUCCUUUUCCUCUUCAAAUUGUUUAUGCAUAAAAUAAAGGCAGAAUUACUUACUGUA